GCCGCCUCUUGGGGAGACGCUCGCCAUGGAUACCUCCAGGGUCCUGCUCUCGGCCGUCUUCCUCAUCAGUUUCCUGUGGGAUCUGCCGGGUUUCCAGCAAGCUUCCAUCUCUUCCUCCUCGUCAUCCGCCGAGCUGGGCUCCGCCAAGGGAAUGCGAAGCCGCAAGGAAGGAAAGAUGCCGCGGGCGCCGAGAGAGAAGGCCACGGCCCGGACGCCCCUGGAUCGCCAGGAGCCCCAGCCGAGGCCGCAGGGGGAGCCCCAGAGGCGGCCGCCACAGCAGCCCGAGGUUCGGGAGCCUCUCGGCGGGGGCCCGCGCGUGGUGCCGCACGAGUACAUGCUGUCAAUCUACAGGACUUACGCCAUCGCCGAGAAGCUGGGCAUCAAUGCCAGCUUUUUCCAGUCUUCCAAGUCGGCUAAUACGAUCACUAGCUUUGUAGACAGGGGACUAGACGAUCUCUCGCACACUCCUCUCCGGAGACAGAAGUAUUUGUUUGAUGUGUCCACGCUCUCAGACAAAGAAGAGCUGGUGGGCGCGGAGCUGCGGCUGUUUCGCCAGGCGCCCGCUUCGCCCUGGGGGCCGCCGGCCGGGCCGCUCCGCUUGCAGCUCUUCGCCUGCCAGUCGCCCCUGCUGCUGGAAGCGCGGAGCCUGGACCCGCAGGGGGCGCCCCGGCCCGGCUGGGAAGUCUUCGACGUGUGGCGGGGCCUGCGCCCCCAGCCCUGGAAGCAGCUGUGCUUGGAGCUUCGGGCCGCGUGGGGCGGCGAGCCGGGCGCCGGGGAGGCCGAGGCGCGCGCGCCGGGGCCCCAGCAGCCGCCGCCCCCGGACCUGCGGAGUCUGGGCUUCGGCCGGAGGGUGCGGACCCCCCAGGAGCGCGCCUUGCUCGUCGUGUUCUCCAGGUCCCAGCGCAAGACCUUGUUCGCCGAGAUGCGUGAGCAGCUGGGCUCGGCGACCGAGGUGGUCGGCCCCGGCGCGGGCGCCGAGGGGUCGGGGCNCAUGGGAGCCACUAUCGUUAGGAAUGGCCAAUUGGAGGAGGAGUUACUGCUCCAGGGGCCACCAGCAUUGUCUGAAGUUUUGGAAUAUGUGAAUUAUGACUGCUGGAAUAAGGAACCUGAAAAAUGGUACAAUGAACCGUCUUUCUCACACCCCAUCUCAGCGCCCUCCGGGGAACGGGAGAGGUCGGUCCUUCCCCGGCACGUUCCCUCGCUGUUGACCAGAAGAGGGAGCAGCUUCCGCUGGAAGAUGAGGCGUAGACAGACACCCGUCGGAAUGGCCACCCAUCUCCCCAAAGCCUCGGACUUAAAAAAAUUUGUGGAGGGAACAGAGCUCGAUGUGAAGAAGGGGCGAGACCAGAGCCUGAGAGCGACUAUUUGGAAGCAGGGUUCAGUUUCCAGGAAGAAGUGUGGAGGGCUCUGUGGAUUCUCGCUCCGAGUGGGUUGGCCUCAGUGGACAGAUGAGAAAUACAAAGGCCAUGUUUUGGGGCCUGAAGGAGAUGUAGAGCAGGUGAAGCUUCGGGGCUGGAGAGGCAGUGAAGACCUCAUGUCUAGCGUGUGCCAGCAACCGCACCAGGCGUGA
Molecule: messenger RNA, 1570 nt
Organism: Odocoileus virginianus texanus
Lineage: Eukaryota; Metazoa; Chordata; Mammalia; Artiodactyla; Cervidae
Gene: GDF6
Product: growth differentiation factor 6
Biological process (GO): BMP signaling pathway
Cellular component (GO): extracellular region
Molecular function (GO): cytokine activity; growth factor activity
Source: RefSeq, a predicted model, not a curated record